This is a messenger RNA of Homarus americanus (American lobster), 5669 nucleotides long. Its product is annotated as peroxisomal leader peptide-processing protease-like. Gene Ontology annotation, biological process: regulation of fatty acid beta-oxidation; protein processing. Gene Ontology annotation, cellular component: peroxisome. Lineage: Eukaryota; Metazoa; Arthropoda; Malacostraca; Decapoda; Nephropidae. Gene Ontology annotation, molecular function: serine-type endopeptidase activity. The transcript is spliced from 8 exons. The record is from RefSeq and is a predicted model, not a curated record. The coding region runs from base 128 to 2461 and encodes 777 amino acids.
AUUAACAGCAUUAAUGAUUGUGUGCAAAACAUUAUUUUCUAGAAGUGGUAGUUGUAAAUGUGUGCUAGAUGAGUGUACAUAAAACUAACUACAGUAGCAAUGAAUCCUUUAGACAUAUCAGUGUUUUAUGAUUGAACAAAGUUUUACUGUAGAACUUGUGAAAAAAAUGAACAAAAUGGAGGGAUUUGGUGUCAUAGUGGAAUACUCCCGCUCGGAAAAAAAUUCUUCAGAAAAUAUCAGCUGCUCUGGAAUUUAUAUGGGAAAGGGAAUAAUUCUUACUCAUGGAACAAUUGUAACUGAUAUCUUGAAAGAUAAAAGAGCAGAGUUACUUCUCCAAGAACUUUCAUCAAAAGGUCAUGUAUGCACUGAAGAUGGAAAGAAUCUGUUAAGGACAGUUCUUGAAGUUACUCACUCUCACUUUCGAGUUAUCUUACCUGCUGAAGAACUUGGUAAUGAGCUUACCCAUACAAAACAUGUAUCUGCUGCAUCAUCAAGUUCUGUCCAAGAAAAAAAAGGGUCUCAUAAAUUACUGAUUACUGAAUGCCCCGAAAAUAAAUUACAAAUAGAAAAUCCAAGUUCCUUGUUGCCCACUGAAGAAAUCCAGAAUAUUAUUGCUAACAGUGCUCAUGUCUCACAACCAUCCACUUCACUCAAAAUGGCAACACCCAACUACUCUUCUCUCCCAGCUAGUGUUGAAAUGAUGUUUGUUCAGCCGGGGAUCAGCAAAAGUGUUACAAGGAUCAUGCCCGCUUCUCAGGGGUGGAAAUUAACGGAGGAUGAAGAGAAAGACCGUGAUGUCGCUCUUGAAAUUCUUAUCUUGUCCACCUUUGUGCUUAUCAAGAUUUUGCCUGAUUUUCCCAGAAUUAUUAGUGAUGAUACAGUCAUGGAAGCUACCAAUAAAGAUGUUAUAAAUCUUACUGAACAAAUACUGUCUCUCACAAGCAUCACUAAUAAAGGUGUGACUGUGUAUGUGGAGAGUUCCCCCUUUGGCACUCUGUCACCCAGCGUGUUCCUCAACUCCCUCAGUUGUGGGAUCAUCAGUAAUGUUGAUAACACUGCCAGUGAUAUCAUGUUAACUGAUGCUAGGUGUAUCAUGGGUUCAGAGGGAGCUCCAGUGUUUGAAGUAAUGGGAGGAAGGAGACAUCUGUGUGGAAUGGUCAUCUCACCCUUCUGCUGGCGGGGCGGGGAGUGGCUUGGACUAACUCUCCUGGCAUCAAUGAAACCUGUCCUGCAAGCUUUACUCCACUUCCUAAACUCUAGUAUUAACUGUGAAAAUGGAGAGACCAAACUUUCCCACAAUCAAGAUAACUCACCAAAUGAUAAGAACUUAAGGAACCAAGUUGAAGAGACGUUACAAAGAGAUGAGAGACUGCAAGAGAAUAUUGCAUACAAUCAAGAAAGGAAGUGGACAUAUGAUGAUUUUGUGUCAAAGAAAGGAAAUCCAAAAGCUGAUUUAGUUAAUUAUCUGAAUGGCAGUGUUGUAGCUGUGUGUUGUGGAGGAGGAUGGGGCACUGGCUUUGUUAUUAGCACCUCACCAGGAAUCAUACUAACAUGUGCUCAUGUUACUGAUCCAACUACUAGUGGUAAUGUGAGGAUAAUGUUAUCAGAUGGAAGAAAAUUACCAGGACGAGUAAUUCAUCAAACUCGGCCAUAUAUGUUGAACCACCAAAGUAAGAGUAGCACCCAAGGGUCAAGUGUGUGGGAUCUGGCUGUUGUUAUCACUGACAGUUCUCUUCCAAUGCGCCUUCCUUUGGCUUCCACACUACCACCAAAAGGUUCACCAGUUGUAUUAGCUGGUUAUGGGAUGUUCUCUCCCAAUCGUUUGCCCACUCCAACAUUGUCUCAAGGCAUUGUAUCAAAGGUGGUUAACUUCCCAAUUCACUCACUUCACUGGCCCACACACCCAAGCAGUGAAAAAGAUGAUCAAAUGCCUGUAAAGAAUAUGGAUGACUAUAAUACUGGCAUGGUGGUUAAUAGAAUCUGUGAUGAUAUAGUAAAGCAAGGUAGCAAAGAUGGUUUGACAGGUUUUGAAGAUUUUAAAAAGGAUUCUCAAGAUGUAAUCAAGAGUGAUGCUCUUGAAAGUUGUGAUAAUGAACAUCCUGACGUGGAAAGGAUUAUGGAUGGCCACGUGUUGGUGAGCAGUGACAACAAUGGCAUGAUACCGAUGAUAAUGCAGACAACAUGUGCAGUCUACGCUGGUACCAGUGGUGGACCCAUUGUGUCAAUUCAUCCUCAGCGUGGGUUGCAGGUAGUUGGUGUUGUGGUGUGCAAUACAUGUGAUUUAGGUAACAAAGCCACUUUUCCACACAUUAACCUGGCAAUUCCUGCAGCAGCAAUAUUUAAGAUUAUAGAGGCUUUCCUGCAAUCUGGAGAUAAAACAGUUUUGAGAUACUUGGAUGCUGAAUGUUCAACUGCCACUCAACUUUGGUCACUGGGGCUCCUGCCUGAGUCUCGCCUCUAAGCCACAGAAUGUUUUAGUUACAAUCAUCCACUAAAUUUAUAUAGAAUACACUAAAAGUCAUAAUUUUCAUAUUUCUAAAGUCAAAUUUUAUUUUAUAUUGCUGAACAUUGUAAUAUUAAGGAAAAGUAACACAUUCAUACCACACAGAAUAAUACAACUAAUAAGUAAAUUCUUCUAGGUAUUUGCAUCCUUCUGUCUAAUUGCAAUUUGAUUGUCAAAUUACUUCAAAUUAUCAAAUUACAUCAACUAUAUAAACCCUCUCGAUAACCGACACCACUGGUUACUUCACCAAAAUCCUGACAGUUGCCAGACUUCCUCAUGCUCAUCCGUCUUAGGUACAGCUACAGGUUUAUAAAUAACUGAUUGUGUUGAUCCUGCAGUAUUUUUAUAAUACAGUACUGUAAUUGUGUGUACAGAUACUGUACUACGUAUAUCUUUUAUAAGAGUUUAUGUAUUUCCAUGAGUGAAAAAAUUUUAUUGUUAUUUAUUUUUAUUAAUAAUGGGUAAUUAUAAAAAAUUAUAUUGUUCCUGUUAUUUCCCUACAUCAGAUUAAGAGCACCAUAAUUUAAGUCUAAAACAUAUGCAUUACUACCAUGCCUGUAAGUUGCCAGACAUCCAACCCAGCCACAAAUAUUUAUAACUCAUUGUUAUGUUGAACCUAUAACAUUUGGUGUGUAUACAAUAUACAAUAUGUACAGGAAUAUAGCUAGUGUUUGUAUAACUACUAAAAUUAUGAAUUUUAAUAAUUGUACAGGUAAAAAAGUAAUGAAUCUGAGAUGCUCACUAUCAGACACUACCCAUCUGUGACAUCAUUUCAUACACUAAAGAUAAAAAACAUACCAUAAAGCACUGAUGAACACUUCACAGCAGAAUAAGUACUGAGUACUGUACAGUAUUCACAUGUUUACUACAUAAUAACACACAUGCAAAAAAUAUAAAUCUGUUAAGGAUGGAGAGGUACAAGAUUACUCCAUGACUUGCCUAACAGACCAAAGAAGACAUCCACAGCAGUCUUAGGAAUGCUGCAGCUUUAUUAAACCAAAGAGAAGAGACCAAACCCAAUUUUAAUCAGCACCAUCAGUCAGCAAGUGGGUGAGAUUUGUCCAGCUGACCAUGAGCUUAAUGGGCUAAUGAAACUUACCAGUUGUCUCUUAGCACUACAAGUCUCAUGGACAUUAGAACAAAGGUCUCCAACACCAGUGUACUCUUCAAGCAUACAUUCCACAGAACAGCAUAAUGUAGUAUGUGACUAUCAACAAUGAUUAUUCUCUUUUGCAUAUAGUAUACUGUGCAGUACAGUACGUAUAUGGAUAACAAAACAAAUCCUCAAAUAUAGAAGAUCUGUGUAUAAACUUGUGAAAUUCAUUUGAACUCUAGUUGAACAAGCAAUAUGAAUCGGUUCUUAUCGCCUGUAUGUCUUGUAUUGAGUACACCAUCUCUCAAGUUGUCAUAGAUUUACUAACAUACGUACAGUAUUAUCUUGACCCAUUUAUUCAUGCAACUUUUUGACAACUUCAUCCCAUCUUUCUGACACCUCCAUUUUAUGGUAAACCUUGCAAUGAAAUUCACUCAUAAAUAUAUUUUAUAGAAUUAUGAUUUUAUGUACUUAGUGAGCCAAUGGCUAGUUAAUUUAGUUUCUCUCAUGGUGAUUGAAGUCCAGUUCUCUCCAUGUUGGGUUUAGUGCUACAGGUUGUACUGUAUUUAAUGAUAUAUUUGUGUAGUUCAGGGGAUAGAUACUGUAUAUUCUUUUGGUUACUUUCAAUAAAAGGUUUUCCUUAAUUUUUUUUUACAACUAAAUAAUUAAUUGUUAUAUCUUGGUCAUUCUGAGGGGAAAUCACGAGACUUGAGUAACAUGAUGCUUUCAAUAUACUUUGUUAUCCCAAUAAAAAAUAUAACUAUGUGACUUACAUGCAAAAGUACAAGUAAUUUACUGUGCAAUGCAGUACAAUACAACAGCCAGCUGAUAAAAUAAUACUGUACACAGUACUGUACAUAGACUUGUCAGAUCACUCUAAUCAUGCAGUAUGAGCAUUUCAUGUUUACCAUCAAUUGAUUGAAAGUUUUCAAACUAAAUACAUACCAGGGUAUAUAUAUACUAUCACAAUCUAUAAAGAACGUUCCACAGUAUGUAUACAGUAGUACAGUAUACUAUACCAGUUAAUGUACAAUAAGUUAUUCUAAAAAUAAUAGGAGAAUGAAUGUACUGUAUCAUGCACCUGUACUGUAUGUAAAAUAGUAUUGGUAAAUCAUAUUGAUAUUGAAACUGAUCAAGGAACUCUUUUGUGUCUGAUUAUAUCAGUUUACUAAUAGUAUGUGAAAUUAAUUUAAAAAUCAGUAAAUAAGUGACAAUGAAAAACGGAUAUAAAAAGCCCAUUAAAAACACGCGUUAAAUACCAAUUCAUGUUAAUCGUAAUGACUUGAGGAUCCUGAUGCUACUUGGGGUGUCCAAUCUUCACGUGAUCCCAGAGACCCAUUUUAGAAUUUAUUUUUUUCUCCUAUUAUCAUCUAGCUAGGUGUUUGUGCUCCCUUUGGAAGCUGUUUUAAGCAUUUAGUCCAGUUCAUCUGACUAUACAGUACCAACUUUGACAAUUCAUAUUACAUAAAAUUAGCUGAGGGAUAGUUUUUGCAUAUUUAAAAGAAUGAAGACAGUUUGAAUGUAAAUCAUCAUUGAUUAAAAAUAUCAUUGGUAUCAUAAAUAAUCCAGCAAAUACAUCCAUUAAAGGAAGUACUGUACACAUAGUCUGUUUUAAACUAAUGAAUUACCUCUACUUAAGUGAUCCUACAUUUUCCCAAACUUUACUUGAAGGAUUAUGUCAAAAUAUUUUUAUGUUAUUGGACCAGUGUAAUUAUUAACCUUAUUAUGGGCUUAAAGACCUUUGUUGUUCAAGGACAAUAAUAACAUUAUAGCAACAACAUAAUUUUAUCUUUUUCCAACAUAUCUAAAAUACUCCUUUGAGUUUGCUUUUGAUUUUAUGGCUGUAAGCUAUUCAUAAUCCUCCUGUUUCUUCUUUGUGGUCUUUUCGUCCUGUGGUUCCUUUUCUUGUGCUAUAAUAUUAUUUAAUUCUCUAUCCCACUACAGUACUGCAUUUAAGUUACCCAGUUGUGGAGCUGCAUUUGCCUGACUACAUUAGUGUUUUCCAUUUUAAUAAAUUUUGGUAAUAAAAUUAACUUGAGAAACCUGUAUUAAUAAAUAUAUGAUGAACUGAAA